UGGAAGGGGCCCGUCUCUGCUAAACAGUCUCUACUUUGCCUCACACAUGGUCUUACAGUAAGUGUGUAGCUGUUGAUCUAUGCACACGUGUAGUGGACAGCUACGUGAGUUACAUGAAUUUGGUCCAUUGAAUCUGAGACACAUUUUGAGAGGUACAGAAAUCAAGUCAUGGCAGGAAGGGGUCGUGGUAGAAGCCAGUUUACCUUCAAUGUGGACGCUCUGGGUUUUGGGAGAGGAGAUACUUUACCCACAACCGCACAAACACCUUCUCCUCUGUUUCCUCCUAUGCAGUUUCGUCCCGUGCCUCUGCAUACAGGAGAAGAGGUGGAAUAUAUGCUUGCACUUAAACAGGAGCUGAGAGCCUCCAGUAAGAAUCUGCCUUUCCACGUCAGAACAGCCCGAACAAAAAAAGAUGUUGCUCGCUACUCUGAUAAAUACCAAAACGGAGAGCCAAGGAACAACAUCAUUGAAUGGAGUCCAGACUGGAGUCGACUGCCUAAAGAGCUUUGCAUUAAAGUACGAAAACCCCGGAAACCAAAUGCCAAACCACAACUCAAGCAAAGACCAAAAAUAUCUGUGGGCAAAGAAGAGGUUAUCAAAACACUAGAGACUCUUGAGAAGAAAGAGCAGGAGCAGCAUUCAGAGGAAGAGGAGGACGAGGAGAAGAAGAAACAGAAAAAUGAUGAGGAGGAGGUGGAUGGGGAUGAAGAUUAUGAUGAGGAAGAGCUUGAAGAUGAGACUGACUACAUCAUGUCUUACUUUGACAACGGUGAAGAUUUAGGAGCAGAGAGUGAUGACAAUAUGGAUGAAGCCGUCUACUAAUGAUUUUAAGAUACAUUUUAUGUGAAGUUUUUGUCAUUAGGGAUGGCAAUUUUAAAGGAAUGAGUUCUGGAGUGCCAAGCUAUCAGGUUAAACAUACAAAAAACAAGGAGAGGACGCAUGUAAACAAUAAGUGUCUUAAUUCAAUCACAUUCUCUGUCCUAACUUGUCUUAUAUUGAAUCAAGCCAUGACAAGUGACUGACUUCAAUAUCAUUGCUAAUACUAUUGAGACACAGAUGCUGCUACUGAGAUGUUGAGUUUGUCUUUUUGUGCUGUGAUUUCUACGCUGCUUGACAUAAACUGCAAAAGUGAUCAACAUACAUGCUGCUGCUUUUCUGGCUGUGUGCUGUAAUGUUACCAAACCAAACAAGACAAUCUCAUUGAGCACUUUUACAGUAAGACAAAUAUAUUGGCUCAAAUGGACAAGCUUUAAAAAAAGAAAGAGGUCAUCAUUCCUGUUUGUGCAUGAGAGGACACUACAAAACACUUUAGUCUGUGGAUUUAGUGCACCACUCGUUUACACCUGAUAAUGUCUAGAUUUGUGAAUUACAGGUGGUUAAGACUAUUUUAAAUGGUUUUAGUCUAAUUUAAACGGUUUUAAGGUUUUUGAGCGUUCCUUGUGCGUAAAUGUUAUUUAAAGUAAUAAAUCACCCAAA
Messenger RNA from Xyrauchen texanus (razorback sucker), 1476 nucleotides. It is a transcript of the gene polr3gla, whose product is annotated as RNA polymerase III subunit GL a. The transcript is spliced from 8 exons. Gene Ontology annotation, cellular component: RNA polymerase III complex. The record is from RefSeq and is a predicted model, not a curated record. NCBI's taxonomy places the organism in Eukaryota, Metazoa, Chordata, Actinopteri, Cypriniformes, Catostomidae. Bases 169 to 822 code for a protein of 217 amino acids. Gene Ontology annotation, biological process: transcription by RNA polymerase III.